Molecule: messenger RNA, 898 nt
Organism: Ilyonectria robusta
Lineage: Eukaryota; Fungi; Ascomycota; Sordariomycetes; Hypocreales; Nectriaceae
Exons: 1
Coding region: 22-594 (190 amino acids)
Source: RefSeq, a predicted model, not a curated record
GUGCACCUUUUCAAUGCAACGAUGUACGCUUUUAUUUUUUCCCUUCUCCUCUUCACCUUAGCGCGGUACUUGGUGUGCAGCCUAUCGUUCUGUCGACGUGCAGGUAUCUCUAUCUCUUGGGGGGGCCGACUACUGAACCAUCCCGAUGCGUCCCAUUCUCGCCCCUCUGUGCCUCUCUUGGGCCUCGUCCAGGGUAUGGAUUGUGGAUGGCUGCGGAUAUGGAAGUGGCCGGUGCGCGUUGGGCACAAUGGUAAUAAUAGCGCCGUGUGCCUCAUUCAGCACGCAAUAGGCUGGAGCCAUGAGGAAGUCGUGAUUGCCUCUCCGUUCGUCUUACCCGCAAUCUUUGAGAGAAAACUGCCUCUCACAUCUGGCGCAUUUUCGCGUGUCUGGUUGGUUGUUGCGCCGCCCUACUGCCUCUACCAGGGGAGUGAUUUGCCGCUGGGGGAUACGAGGUUUAACCAGGAACAGUUGGGCGGGCUUCUUAGCGCUAUCAUUCUCCAGCUUCUAAUCUUGGGAGAGGAUGGUGUUGGAUGGGUCCUGGAUCCGUCCCCCCCUCGGCCGUCUGAAAAUCCGAUCCAUUCUUUGCGUCCCUGAGGGGAUGCAGUGCCAGCCUUACUGUUUUCGAUGUGUGGCGGUCGAGUUUGUCGAGUUCAUGGUGACGAUAGUAGUGUCGUAGGCGCUUGCGCGAGGGGAAGGGAAAUCUCAUCCUCAACGUCAACCCCUCUCGUCGGCCGUUAGGACGGGUCGGAGGAGGCCGUCGGGUCGGCCAAUGCCUCUUGACUGCCGGGAAGCAUCGCCAGACUGCAGCGUGCAGACGCAGGACUCCAUCCAGACCCAAAGAUCGAGACGGGCGUUGGAACCUUGGGGCUCAGACAUGGUGCAGCGCAGUGUGUUACCG